UAUGACCGCAACUCAACCUGACACAAUAUUGCUAUUCCUUUGAAUUAUGUAAAUCAGCUGGUUUACUAUAGAAAAAAGUACAUUUAUAAUUUACUGCAAUGAAAACAGAAAUGUAGCUAUGACAAAUGCUAGUUUUAUAUACGUGCGUCACACAUAUGAAUUGUUCUGACUUCAUUUCCUCCAGUCACAUCAUAAACGUUUCCUUUGAAAAGACAUGGCCAAGAGCGAUGGUGGAAAUUACUGGCAGUAUCUCUCACAUACGUGUACAGUGACUCACACAGCGACAGGUGCGUCAGUCGGGCAGGUACCCGGAAGAAGAGAGAAAAUAAACUGGAGCUUGUUCGAGUUACAGAGUGUGAACCCUUACUGAGACUAAUUCCAGCCCAGCUGUAGCCAUGGACCAGAGGAGCCUACAGGAAGAGUUCAAGGAUCAGUUUACAGAGGUGGUGUCCAGACUGCAGUCUAAACAGCUGUUCCAGUCUGACUGGGACAUCGCCUCCUUCGCUGUCUUCUUCAUCUUCAUCGGCAUGGUUCUGCUGCUUGUUGUCUUGGUUCUGAUCCGCUGCUGUUGCUGCUGCUGCUGUGAUGAACAGCCGAGAAGACACAAAGUGGGUCAUGAAAACUUUGGAAUGGAGACCUGAAAGGAACUUGGAACAGAAUAGAAGAUUCCACAAUGACGACACUUAAAUUGAUUAGUCCUUUUUAUAAUAAUUUUAUUCAUAUUUUUUUCGAUGCACUUUCAAAUUUGCACUUUUAAUCUGUGUGCCAAACCAAGAGUUGUAUAACUUGUUUUCAUUCUGGUUCCAUCUAUUUACUUUGACUGUUGGAAAAUGUUGUGGUAACCCGGUUUAGCUGCCGUCUAAUGGUGGAACGUCAUUGGAGGUCAUAUGAAUCAGUUUGUUUACUUGUUCCCUGCACGGCUAGCGGUUGUUGCUAGGACGCCAGAUAGGAGAAAACAGUCACAACCAGAAGAUUAAAGGGCUUUCACUAACAGUUCAUGAAAAACUAGGCACCAACUCUAUGUAGUGGAAUCAACGAGUUCAAAGUUUUGUACUUUGUUUAACGUGUACUUAAGAAGUUAAGAGUAUGUAAUGAGGAACGAUAGAUAAUGUAGUAGUAUUGAUUCAAUGACUUUAAUGUAGUUAAUUAUAUUAACAAUAUAAUUCAAUGUUGAAACAUGUACAUUGUAUCAUUCCAAUAUACUCAUUCCAAUGAUUAAAUAAUAUUUUGUAUUGAA
Oncorhynchus nerka (sockeye salmon) is the source of this 1237-nucleotide messenger RNA. It is a transcript of the gene smim22, whose product is annotated as small integral membrane protein 22. The record is from RefSeq and is a predicted model, not a curated record. NCBI's taxonomy places the organism in Eukaryota, Metazoa, Chordata, Actinopteri, Salmoniformes, Salmonidae. Bases 396 to 641 code for a protein of 81 amino acids. The transcript has 5 exons. Gene Ontology annotation, biological process: regulation of cell population proliferation.